This is a messenger RNA of Drosophila biarmipes, 3964 nucleotides long. RefSeq names its product transcription factor Sp9 (gene Sp1). NCBI's taxonomy places the organism in Eukaryota, Metazoa, Arthropoda, Insecta, Diptera, Drosophilidae. Gene Ontology annotation, biological process: regulation of transcription by RNA polymerase II. Bases 892 to 3072 code for a protein of 726 amino acids. The record is from RefSeq and is a predicted model, not a curated record. The transcript is spliced from 3 exons. Gene Ontology annotation, molecular function: DNA-binding transcription factor activity, RNA polymerase II-specific; RNA polymerase II cis-regulatory region sequence-specific DNA binding.
UGCAAGCCUUUGAACGAUCAGCGACGACGGCGUUACUUUUGGCGCGGAUACAGCAGCGACACUUUUUUCUCGUUGGCAGGCGCCUCCUGUCACCCAAGCAAGCCAGCCGACAAACAAACAAACAAACAAACAAAGCAGCCAACAGGCCAACAAAGCAUAAACAAACAUAAACAAGCCAACAAACAACCAGCAGACAAGCUGAUCGAGAAACAAGUGUGCAUUUUUGGUUCGAGAUUCCUUUGAUUUGAUCGCUUACAGUUCUUUUUUUGCCUGUGUUCCUUUCGAAGUCCCCCAAAAAUACUACCCAAAACCCCCAACCAGUGACAAUAAGAGCAGCCGAACAUUGCGACUGUGGAGGCAAACACAUCAGCAGACUUCAGCCGACGGCCGAGUGAACAAAGUGCAGCGCCGACGGACUCACAACAAAAGAUACAGAACCAGCUACAGAGUCAGAUGCGCAUGCAGACACAGAUACGGAUACUAUCUGGGCUAUCCCUGCGCGACUGGCUGCCCGUUUGCUUUUUUUCUGAGUGCGUGUGUGCUUGUGCUGUGCUGUGCCGUGCUGUGCCUGCCGAUCCCAAACCACACACAUGUCCAUGUCCCUUACGUCUCCAUUUCCCUUAGUCUCCCCAGUAAAAACCAGUGGGCCCCUGCUGCCACAGUAGCCGCGGAAGGGCGAAAAGAAAAGGUACGCGAGGAGUAGAAAACGCAGCCAGAAGACGAACCCAGACCACUGUGCGAACCCAAGUGGCCGCAAGACAAUCGAGAAAAGACACCAUCAUUGUGCGCCUCAAAUUGACAGCGGCAGCAGCAGCAGCAGCAACGACCCCUGCAACUGCAACUGCAGCAGCGACAUCGGCGGCGGCGGCAGCGACCUACACUGCGACAAACAUGCUGACGGACAUGACCCCCACGGCCGGCCAGCUCUACGGAUCCCAGAUCCCGGCCAUGGGCAUGAACAUCACCAACAUCGCCACUCACUUGCAGAAGCCACAAGUUAAUCCGGACCAUCCCAGCUUGAGGGGAACUCCGCUGGCCAUGCUGGCCGCCCAGUGCAACAAGCUGUCGAACAAAUCGCCACCCCCGCUGGCCGACGCCGCCGUGGGCAAGGGCUUCCACCCGUGGAAGAAGAGCCCCAACUCGCCGGCAGCGGGAUCCAGUGGCUCCUCCGGAGGAGGGAACGGCGGCGGGAGCAGCGCCGGCCAGCACUCGCCCUGCGCCAUCUCAGCGGCCAGCUCGUCGAGCUCCAGCGGAUCGAGUGGAGGACAGUCCUCCAGGAGCCACUCCGCCAGCGCCAGCACCAUGGUGAACAUCACAGCUAGCCGCCCCCUGGCCUCCUCCUGCGCGGCGGUGGGCGGGGGCUCCGCCUCCUCGGGCGGCGGCUCCUCCUCCUCCGCCGCCUCCGGAUCGCACUCCUCCUCCGCCUCCGCCUCCUCCUCGUCGGCCUCCGCGAUGGCGGCCGCCUACGGAUCCGACCUCUACUUCCCGAACGCCUCCACCUCGAACAUGGACAACCACCACAUGCACCAGGGCCUCCUGGGCAAGGUGGAGGCCGGAGCGGCGGCCUUCGGGGGCGUCUACUCGCGCCACCCCUACGACUGGCCCUUCAACGCGGUGAGCCACAAGGAGGCGGCCAGCGUGAACUCCGGCUGGUGGGACAUGCACAGCGCCGCCGGCUCCUGGCUGGACAUGGGAGGCGCCGGCAUGCACUCCACGAUGGCCAACUACGCCAGCGAGAACUACAGCUCGGCGCUGAGCCACUCGCUGCUGGGCUCCGGCCAGCACCUGCUGCAGGACACCUACAAGAGCAUGCUGCCCGGCCAGGGAGUGGGCGUGGGCGGCGGCGUGGGCAUCGGCGUGGGCAUGGGCGGCUUCUCGCUGCCCCACAGCUCCCCGUCGGCGGCAGCGGCGGCGGCGGCCACAGCGGCAGCAGCAGCCGCCGGCGGCUCGCCCCAGGGAGGCUCCCCCUCGACGCCGUCGCCGCGAUCCCAGCGGCGGUAUGCCGGGCGGGCAACCUGCGACUGCCCCAACUGCCAGGAGGCGGAGCGCCUGGGCCCGGCCGGCGUGCAUCUGCGCAAGAAGAACAUCCACUCGUGCCACAUACCGGGCUGUGGCAAGGUGUACGGGAAGACGUCGCACCUGAAGGCUCACCUGCGGUGGCACACCGGCGAGCGUCCCUUUGUGUGCAACUGGCUGUUCUGCGGCAAGCGCUUCACGCGCUCCGACGAGCUGCAACGGCACUUGCGGACGCACACCGGCGAGAAGCGCUUUGCAUGCCCCGUGUGCAACAAGCGGUUUAUGCGCAGCGACCAUUUGGCCAAGCACGUGAAGACGCACAAUGGCACGGCCGGCCACCAGGUCAACGGCCAUGGUGGCCACGGGCUGAAGAAGGGCUCCUCGGAAUCGUGCAGCGAUUCGGAGGAGGCCGCCAACCAGUCGGGCGAGUCCAACGGGCUGGGCGGCGUGGGCAGUGGCCCUCAGACGGGCGGGGUCGGUGGCGGCGGGGGUGGCUCGGGUCCCACUUCCGGUUCCGGACUGGCCGGCGGCAGUGGAAGCGGAAAUGGCGGUGGCAACGGCCCGCCCGGGGGCAACUCCUCCGGCGGCGGCUCCAGCUCCACCUCCAAUUCCAAUUCCAACUCCGGAGGGUCGAGCGGCUCCGUUUCCGGUUCCGGUUCUGGGAGCAGCCAUCCCGGCACCCCGACCUCGCUGCACGCGCACAGCGCCAAUGGCACGUCCAGCAGCCUGCUGGGCGGCGGUCUGCACCUGGCCACGCCGCACCAGAUGGUCGCCGCGGGCGGUUCGCCGGUGAUGCUCCACCAGCAGCAGCAGCAGCAGCAGCAGCAACAGCAGCAACAUCAGCAGCAGCAGCAGCAGCACCAGCAGCAGCAGCAGCACCUGCAACAGCAGCAACACCACCAACACCUUCACCAGCAAUUCGGGCAGCAGCAGCAGCAGCAGCACCCCCAUCACCACCUGCACCACCAUGCGCACCACUCGCACCACCUGGCCACCGGCGGCUCCCCGGGCCUGGACCCCAGCUCCCUGGUGGACAUCAAGCCACCCAUGGUUUGAGGUUCGCUGGGACCCUUCCUCUUCACCAACUAGGGAACGGGUUCCAUCGCUGACCUCUGAUGUAUCACCUAAAGCUAACGCGGCGGUUGUACAUAUUCGAUAAAGCCCGCUCUACGUGUCUAUGGCGCCUAUCCCCAGCACUAAUCUGAGAUCGAUAAACGAUAUCUUUUGCUUGUAGCCUACUUGUUUAGACUAAGCCAUUUUCUAGUAUAUCUAGGUGUAUCCCUGAAAAUACCGAGGGGAGUUCAAGUUUUUUUUGUAUUUUUUUUACUAGCCCUAUGGAUAUGUAAUUUUUUUGUAGGCCCUAAGCAAAUAUAUAUACGAUAUUAACCAAGAGACAAGCUUCGAGCACCACAAAAAACAUAAUUAUGCAAUUCUAAACGGAGGAACCUAAAGGAUAUGAAUAAAAAUACGGAUAUUGAGCGGGGAAGACAUCAUAAAUAUAUUUCUAGUCCAAUUAUGAAGUGUGAGCGAACCAAAAUUGUAAAAAAAAAUUGUAUCAGGGGGGAUUUGAACUCUGGCCCUUGUAAAUUAGCAUAUGGCCCUCAAUUAUUUUUGCUAUCCCCAUCGAGUCGAUCAACCGACAUCGAUAUCGAUAUCGAAAACGAUAUCCUAGACGCUAGUGCUUUAAUCGAUCCCAACUAAACAAAAUGGAGAAAACCAAGCUAAACUAAAUGUGUUUUUGUUGUUUUAUUUGAACUAGGCUUAGGGCAGAUACUUAGAUACUUAGCACACACACACACACACACACACACGAAACAGCGGAUGCAAACAAACAAAAACAAAUAACGCAAUUUAUCAUCUUCGAUUACUUUUUUUUGUCUAUGUAAAUUAAUUAUUUAAAAUACGAAUAAACUAUUUAAAUUUCAUUCAAAAUAAAUGUACAACAAAA